AUGAGAAUACAUAGAACGGGCGUCAAAUGCAAAAAACUGUCCCAUGUAUUGCAGAUUCGUGCUUGCGUCUUCUUGGCUCUCGCCACCAGCGCCUUCGCCGGUUUCACCGGCUACGGUCUGGGCUACGGCUACGGCCACGGCCUUGGUUACAGCGGUCUUGGCUACGGCCUUGGCUACGGUGGCCUUGGCUAUGGCGGUCUCGGCUACGGUUAUGGCCUGGGCUACGCCGGCUAUUCUCCAGCUGUGCACACUGUCGCCCACGCUGCUCCAGCAGUCACCACUGUCGCCCACGCCACCCCAGCCGUCGCCAGUUACGCCGUUGCCCCAGCAGUGAGCCAUGUUGCCGCCUACCACGCUGCACCAGCUGUGGCUACCGUCGCCACUGCUCCAGCCGUUGCCACCUACGCUGCUGCUCCAGCCGUGACCAAGGUUGCUACCACCUACCACGCUCCAGCUGUCACCACUGUGGCCCACGCCCCAGUUGCCACUUACGCCACUGCUGUCCACGCCGCUCCAGCUAUUGCUACCGUUGCCCAUGCUCCAUUUGUCGGUGGCUACCAUGCUGCCCCAGUCUACGGCUAUGGCGUCGGAACCCUCGGCUACGGCGUCGGCCACUAUGGUUUCGGACACGGUCUCCUCGGCUACGGCCUGAACUAUGGCUAUGGCCUUGGCUCUCCAUUCCACUACGGCGCUCUUCUCCGCAAGAAGAAGUCUGAGUCGAGCUUUUACACCAGAGAUACCGCGGCAAGGGCGCCCCACGUGCGUAAAACUGUCGCCCACGCUGCUCCAGCCGUCACCACAGUCACCCACGCCGCCCCAGCCGUCGCCACUUACGCCGCUGCCCCAGCUGUGACCCGCGUUGCGGCUUACCACGCUGCCCCAGCUGUGGCUACCUACGCUGCUGCUCCAGUUGUUGCUGCUGCUCCAGCCGUGACCAAGGUUGCUACCACCUACCACGCCCCAGCUGUGACCACCGUGGCCCAUGCCCCAGUUGCCACUUACGCCACUGCUGUCCACGCCGCUCCAGCUGUUGCUACCGUUGCCCAUGCUCCAUUUGUCGGUGGCUACCAUGCUGCCCCAGUCUACGGCUAUGGCGUCGGAACCCUCGGCUACGGCGUCGGCCACUAUGGUUUCGGACACGGUCUCCUCGGCUACGGCCUGAACUAUGGCUAUGGCCUUGGCUCUCCAUUCCACUACGGCGCUCUUCUCCGCAAGAAGAAGUAAAUGACGUCACCCUACCAGACCUGGAAGCAGACAAUAGUCGCGUCCAUGCUAGCGUUGCUCAUGGCGAACAAAACUUACAAAUAAAGUAUUUUAUUACCCCUAAA
Molecule: messenger RNA, 1328 nt
Organism: Dermacentor andersoni
Lineage: Eukaryota; Metazoa; Arthropoda; Arachnida; Ixodida; Ixodidae
Source: RefSeq, a predicted model, not a curated record